Messenger RNA from Pleurotus ostreatus (oyster mushroom), 1986 nucleotides. RefSeq lists its product as uncharacterized. The transcript is spliced from 6 exons. The coding region runs from base 1 to 1986 and encodes 661 amino acids. Gene Ontology annotation, biological process: regulation of DNA-templated transcription. Gene Ontology annotation, cellular component: nucleus. NCBI's taxonomy places the organism in Eukaryota, Fungi, Basidiomycota, Agaricomycetes, Agaricales, Pleurotaceae. Gene Ontology annotation, molecular function: zinc ion binding; DNA-binding transcription factor activity, RNA polymerase II-specific; transcription cis-regulatory region binding. The record is from RefSeq and is a predicted model, not a curated record.
AUGGCACCAAAGCGUGCUCAAGACUCAGAGUCGUCUCGUACGCCAGAAGGCAACCCCGCCAAACGCCAAAAAGCUAGUAGAGCGUGUGCUACAUGCCGAAAAACAAAGAGUCGCUGCGAGCUGCUUGAUGUAGCCCCUGGACCCAACGGACGACUACAAUGCCACCGUUGUAAAGUCCUGGAUAUCGAAUGCUCGUUCCAUAACUCAGACAUAAUCAUCGUCGCGAGACACAACGAUGCCGCUAGCAGUCCUGCUCAGGCUGGGCCAAGCACUCCAAGCCGACAAGUCUCAGCACAGUCGACACGGUCGUCACCCUCAACGGAACAGUUUGGCGUCCAGAAGGAUUCGACAUCAAAUGGUAAUCAUGAAGUUGAACUCCCUCCUGAGGGCCACGAGAGCUACGUCUUGGGCCCUUGGCGAUUGAUCGGUAUCGCAGACGACGCUCGCUGGACGAAAGAGCCUAUACUAGCGACCGAAGGAAUUCUGCCGCCACUUCCUGCACACGAAAUCAACGGUUCAACAAAUCACCACUCCCAAAAUGAUACCCUUACAUCCAUCCUUCCUCAUAAUCGAAUUCGUUACCUGAUAGAUAUUUUCGAGACGCGAUACAGACCAUGGAUGAACCUACCGUCAGCCGAUGUCAAUGAUGCGGCGUUGGACCUUGUCCGUUGCACGAUCGCCUCAAGACACCUCGAUUCUACCACACGACGCAAGGUUGCCCCCAGGCUUCAGGCACUGGUAGAGAGCACACUGCUCCAACCGGGAUACCCUCAUACAAAAUCCCCUGAAUUUAUCGAAGCGCUGCUUAUUCUAGCACUAUGGAUGCCCAUAUGCGGAUCUGGAUAUGCUAUCAAAAGAGACAGUCGUUUGCUGGCAUCGUCCGCGAUGCAAAUCGCGAUCAGUCUAGGGCUGAAUCAAUACGACAACAUCCAAGUGCUGCUGCCGCAUAAAGCACAAGGCAAUGCCGAUCUUGAAGUUGUCAGAAAGACGCGAUUGUGGUGCGCGGCAUCAAAUAUUGAACAUAUGCUCUUAUUUGGUACUGGCCGCGAUCCUCAAUCUCGGCGUACACUUGAGGAGCGCCGUACGGAUUAUACAGCGUCGUAUGUCACUUUGGACCCGCGAGAUGUACGGCUUGGAUUAUCGAGACGACUAUUCGACUUAACCGAUAUCGGUUCAAGCCUUCAUUGGGGACCCUCUAUUACCGAGCAAGAAAAUGCCAGCAAGGAAGUCAAUGACCUCCUUGCAUCUUAUAACUGGCUAUAUCGUCUCAUCAUCCCCCUACCAGUUAUCUUCCAGCUGGACGCAUUCUACUUCAGCAUGCUCGAAGUAUCCUAUCACGCAUACAAAAUGAAAAUAAUAUACAGAAAUCUAUUCGAGCUCAAAUCCCUCUUUAACCUCUCAAACAAGGAGUGGUUACGAUUUGAACUCAACGGCCUCCCUGUCGGUAUAGCAUGGGGGCGAGAACUACUCUCUCUAUCUGAAGCAACCCUCGUAUCACUCCUAUCACGACCCGACAUUGCCUCCCUCUCUACUGCUCCCGACUCUUACUUCCUCCUCGUCGCCUACGCUGGAUUGAGCCUUCUCACUACGAAGAUAGCUGUCCAUCACAUGGGUUUCUCGUCGGUUGCCGAUCACGGAGACGUCUUACUGGACAAUACGACGGAUAGGCUUCAACAGGCUGCCCUUUCGCCCGACCAUAUGCCCGCGCGGUGCGCUGCCGCCCUACGACACUCCAUCGCCACCUGGGAUAAAGUAAGGGAGGAAGGUCCCCCCAAGAACAACAACUUCAAGGACAUGGUUCAAGAUAAGCCAAACAAUCCGUCGGAGCCUCAGUCUGAGCAAGCAACGCUGCCAUCGGGCGACGGCUUCUCCUCAGACGAUCCCUUCCCUUCAAUGUUCGAUCCAUUCUUCGGAACCAUGGGUAUGCUAGUAGACUUUGAUAACAUUGUUCGUGUCAAACUUCGCCGAACUAGUAUCGAAAUCUAG